GUCUAGUAGAGGUAAGAAACCUAAGCCCGCGUCGUUAGCGCCUAUAAAACAUUAAAACGGACACCUCCCUUACUGUACCGAAAUUGCAGAGCGUCUUUUCCCGCCAUGGUCGCCAUGGAAGUGGACUCGGAGAGCUACGGCAUCCUCCAGAGGAAACAGUCUAUCUACAAAUCCUUGGAUGAAAGCUUUCAGAUUCAGAAGUUAAUGUACAGGGGUCAACAGUACAGCCAGAUAUAUUUUGCUAGACUUCACUUGAUGAGAACUCUCCUCUACUCUCUCCUCCCAAAUUGGAAACCCCAUUUACCUGUCUGUACUGUUCUGGGAUUAGAGGAAGGGAAAGAAUGCAUUAUUGUUGGGACCCUCUACAAGCACAUGAAGCUUAAACCUUCCGUUCUUGAUGAGUACUCUAAGGGGAGAUCUGCUACACCGCUUGCACAGAAUCACAAUUUUGUGCACUCGGAUGAUUAUUUAGUUUUGGAAGAUGAGAGUGGAAGAGUCAAACUGAGUGGCAGUUUGUUAUUGCCUUCGACAUAUGUAACAGGGCUUGUUGUGGCAUUACAUGGAAAAGAAACUACUGCUGGUGAUUUUCUGGUUGUAGAUGUUCUAGAGGCUGACCUAGCACAACAAAUAGAGCAACCACUUCAAUCAGAUGAAGACAAGUAUGUGGUAUUCAUCUCUGGUUUGAGUGUUGGGAGCAGCACCUCCAAUCCUCUACAGUUUCAGCUUUUAAUUGAUCAUAUAACUGGACAUUUAGGAGAUGAGAAGGACCAAAAUAUUGCAUCUCAAAUUGUUCAAGUAGUCAUUGCUGGAAAUUCUGUCGAAGUUCCAAGUGGACUUCUGAAUGGUCAGAAUUUGGGUUCGAAGGACCAGUCUAAAUUAUCUGAGCCAAUCAAAGAACUGGAUAUCUUGCUGACUCAGAUUGCAGCUGGUAUACCUUUGGAUAUCAUGCCUGGACCUGGUGAUCCUGCGAAUUUCGCCAUGCCGCAACAGCCCCUGCAUAGAUGCCUUUUCCCUGGGUCAUCAACAUAUAAUACUUUCAGAUCUUGUACUAAUCCUCAUUGCUUUGAGCUUGACAACCUUAGAUUUCUGGGAACUUCAGGUCAGAACAUAGAUGACCUUGGGAAGUAUUCAGAAGCAAAAGAUAAACUUGAAUUCAUGGAGCGAACAUUGAGAUGGAGGCAUCUGGCACCCACUGCACCAAAUACCCUUGGGUGCUAUCCCUACACCGAUAGGGAUCCUUUCUUCGUCGAAUCUUGUCCCCAUGUUUAUUUUGUGGGCAAUCAAGAUAAGUACGAGACUCGCUUGAUCAAAGGGCCAGAGGGGCAGGCGGUAAGACUCAUUUGCAUUCCUAGAUUUGCCGAGACAGGUGUUGCUGUGGUGUUAAACAUGAGAAAUCUUGAAUGCUACACUCUUAGCAUUGGUGGUCAAAUAAACUUAUAACCCACAGCUGGGAUGAGCAAGUACCCUGGCCUGUAGUUUCUUGUGAGUUUUAAUUUCAUUCUCUACUGUUCUACAGACGUUAAAUAUUAGGUUACAAUUGUAUUUAGUGUAUUCAUGAAUGGUUUGUCUUUCUGGUGCCAUGAAACACAUUCCACUGUGUUUUUAUAUGCACACCCCAGCAAAUGUUCAUUACAAUUGUGAGUAAUGUUUGUAAACUUAACAUGGAUCUUUUUUCUUUCCUGAGAUAGGAUUAUAUAUAUAUGUAAUGGGGAUACCACAAAUAUAUAGUUGGUAUAU
Messenger RNA from Ipomoea nil (Japanese morning glory), 1737 nucleotides. Its product is annotated as DNA polymerase delta small subunit. The coding region runs from base 106 to 1440 and encodes 444 amino acids. Gene Ontology annotation, molecular function: DNA binding. NCBI's taxonomy places the organism in Eukaryota, Viridiplantae, Streptophyta, Magnoliopsida, Solanales, Convolvulaceae. The transcript has 14 exons. Gene Ontology annotation, cellular component: delta DNA polymerase complex. The record is from RefSeq and is a predicted model, not a curated record. Gene Ontology annotation, biological process: DNA replication; DNA strand elongation involved in DNA replication.